GACUCAUCCUUUAUAAAUAUGUUUCGUCUGAGAACUCUUUGUGCAUUCUCCUGGAGAGAGUUUCAGUUUCGAUCCUUCAGUUGUGAACCCUUAAUUAUUCAGAUGAAUAAGUGUACAGAUCAAGAGCAAAUAUUUGAUCUUAUAGAAAGAAACAAAGAGACACUUUCAGAAAAGCAAGUUGAAUGUGCAUUUAAUAAUCUUUGGCAACUUCAAAAGCAGAAGACCAGCUUGUUAAAAAAUGUUGAGUAUGUAGGAGAUCAUCCCCAAUUUCUUACUCUGCAUAAUUUGACUACAAAUAAAAUCAAAUUAAUGAAUGAUGAUACUCUGGUGAAUGUGUUAUACAUCACACAACAGUUCGCUGUUAAGGCCCAUGAUCCAUUAAUUCAAGCACUAGUUACAGAAGCAUGGAAAAGGAUGGAAAGGUUUGAUAUUAAAGUACUAUCUACAUUUUCCACUUGCCUAGCAGAUCAACGUUUGUAUUUCAGUCCACUAAUGGGAAAAAUAGCUGAUAUUGUAAAUAGGAACUUGGAAAACAUACAGGACUUAAGGUCCUUGUGUGUCUUGAUGGUCAACAUAUCUUCUUUAAUAUCACAACAUUUUCAAGAACAAUUAGUGAAUAAAACAGAGCUUCUUUUUGACAACAUGAGUUCUCCUGAGGUCGACAUUGCAAAAAGAAUAGUACAAUUUCUUCAAAAUGUUAAAUAUAGAUAUUACCCUCUAUUAGAGAGGUGUAAUAAAGUGUUUUUAGAUAACAUAAACUACCUUGAUUUGGAUUCCGUCAGUAAAAUAUUUGAUGGAUAUCAGUUCCUACAGUUUUAUAGUUUUGAAUUUGUUAUAGUGGCUAAAAAGAGGCUAACUGAGAUGAUUCCUCUCUUUGAUAACCCUGCAAGCUUUGUGAAAUUGUUUGUUGCAUUGGGACCAGUGGCAGGACCUGAAGAAAAGAAACAACUUAAAUCAACCAUGUUAUUGAUAUCAGAGGAGCUCACCAGCCAGCAAGCCUUAGCAGUGGUGAAAGCAAUGGAAGAUAUGGAAAGCAGAAAUUCACAUUUGAUUAAAAAAAUUGCUUCAGUUUUGCAUAAACAUUUGGAUGACUAUAAACCAGUAGAGUUAUUGAAGAUAACUCAGGCAUUAAUUUUUCUACAUUUUCAAAGUAAAGCGCUUUUUGUGAAACUCAGAGAAUUGCUGCUUAGUUAUUUGAAAGUUAGUGUCAUACCGAGUGAGAUUUCCAUCCUGGUCUAUGCUAUUUCCAUGCUUCCUUCUCCUCACCUAGAUGAAGCAUCAGUAUCCCGAAUUGAAGCAGUUUUACCACAGUGUAACCUAUAUGGCUUGAAUGAUUUUGCCACAUCUGUUUUAAGAUGGAUUCAGUAUGAUCACAUGCAUAUGAGUAGCAUUACUGGGAAACAACUGAAACUACUUCAAAAAUUAGAUCACUACAGUCAUCAGAGAUUACGACAAAGCAACAAUUUAGAUCUGUUAUGGGAAGAAGUUAAAUCUUUAAAAGAAGACUGGUUUCGUGAAUCUCUUGUUGAAGAAACAAUUGCAGCUUUACAUCGUUUGAUGGAUGGAAUGAAUUGUAUGAACGUUUCAAAGAUUGCAUCUUUUAUAUCUAGAACUAACUACCUCAGUACUUUGCUACUUGAUAAGAUAGCCUCAGUGGUUAUUGAGCAGAUUGAAAAGAUCCAUCCUUUUUCAAUUCUUGCUAUUAUUCUUCCAUUCAGCAUUUUGAACUAUGAUCCACCUCAAAGGAAUGAAUUUUUGGGGACAUGCAUGCAAUGCCUUAAUUCUCACUUAGGUACAUUGGAUCCUAUUAUGUUAGUGUUUCUUGGUUUCUCUUUGGCAACCCUUGAAUAUUUUCCAGAAAAUUUGCUGAAGACAAUUUUUAACAUCAAAUUCUUAGCAAGAUUAGAUUCUCAACUUGAAAUUUUACCAUCAUCACUACAUUCAAGGGUCCAGUUUCGUCUUAUGGAAUUAAAUAGAGCAGUCCGCUUGGAAUGCCCUGAGUUUCAAAUUCCAUGGUUUCAUGACCGCUUCUGUCAACAACAUUAUAAUAAAGAUACUGGCAGCAUGAAUGGAGCACAAGUGCAAAUUUAUAAAAUGUUAGCAGAGGUACUAGGAGGAAUCAAUUGUGUAAAAGCCUCUGUUCUUUCGCCUUAUUACCACACAGUAGAUUUUGAGUGUAUCUUGGAUAAAAGAAAAAAACCUCUUCCUUAUGGAAGCCAUAAUAUAACUUUGGGAAAACCACCAGGAAUGUACUGGGAAUCAAAUACCCAAAUAGUUGGAUCAAGUCUUCUACCAGGAGUUGAAAGGAUUGCUUUCGAAUUUUUGGAUUCAAAAGCUUUUUGUAGAAAUGUCCCUCACAUAAAAGGAAAAUCUGCUAUGAAAAAACGACAUUUGGAAAUUUUGGGAUAUCAUGUCAUUCAGAUCCCUCAUUUUGAAUGGAACUCUAUGGCACUGUCACAAAAAGAUGCUCGGUUGGACUACUUGAGAGAACAUAUAUUUGGAGCAGGCAAAUCAUGAUUGUAAUUUUUAUUUAAAAUGAGUUCUUAUGGUGUGUCACAUAUGUAUGUAUUUUAAUUAAGUGGACUGACUCAUUAAAAAAAUAGUAGGUGCAAAUACGCUGAGGUGGCAGAACAAGUGGGAAGUGGGGUGGGAGUAUGAUAAAAGGAAAGUAAGCAGUAACAGUCAAUAUUCCAACCUCAUAGCCUCUCUUAGUGAGAUGAGAAGCCAUUGGAGGGUUUCAAGUGAGGAAUGAUGAAAACUCACAUUUUAACUGCAUCACACUAGUUGCUCUGUUGAGAUGAGAAAAAAUUACUAAGGAACAAAUGUAUCAGCAGCCAAGAAAUGGAUUGUGACUAUUUAAAGAACAUUUCAAUACUCCAAGCAAGAAAUGGAUGCUGGCUUGGAUAGAGUAGUAGCAGUGAGUGUAAUGAAAAGUGGUUUUCACAAUGUAUUUUGAAAGUAAAGGCAACAGAAUUUGCUCACUGAUGGAUAUGAGGGAAGAGAGAAACAAAAUUCAAUGAUAAUACUAAAUUUUUGUCCUGAGCAACUAACUAAAAAGGUAUUGCCAUUAUGGGGAAGUCUAUAGGAUGAGCAAGAUGGGAAGUAGGCAUUGGUGAAGGAUCAUGAGUUUGUUUUAGACAUGUUGAGUUUAUAAUGCUUUUUAACAUCUAAGUGGAGAUAUCAAACAAUUCAGUAAAUGAGUUAGCAAGUAAGGAGAGAGAGUUCCAGGCUCCAGAUACAAAUUUGAAAAUUGUCAUUGGUAUUUAAUACCACAAGACUAGAUGAAAUCACUUGAGAGUAGAGAAAUGUGUGAGGAGAUACUUGAGGACUGAGCUCCAGGUGCUCCUGCAUUGAGAGCUUAAGAAGAAACAGCAAAGGAGGCUGAGCAGGGGUGGCCAGUGAGGUAAGAAGAAAAGUCAGAGAAGGUAUUAAUACUUCCUGGAAGCCAAAGAUGAAGCAUUUAAAGGAGGAAGAAGUGAGACAUUAUAUCAAAUACUGCUAAUAGAUUAGGUAAAUGAAGCACUGUGAAAUGCCCCUUAAAUCUAACAACAUGAGUCUAAGCCUAAGAAAGAUCCUGGGUUUGCAUCGUCUUCACCCCCAUACAUACAAAAUGGCAACAUAAAAAUCACUAACUUUGAAAAAUGAUUUUUGUUAAGUUGUGUGUGAAAGCCUGUUUUCCAAGAGAAAGUAGGAGGAGACAUGAGUUUUCUUCUAAAUGGAAACAAAUAGGGUGGUAGUUUCAGUGGUCCAAUCUUGGCCUGGUCUGAUCUUUCACAUGCUAAGGUUAUAGUGAUUUUUUUUUUCUCUGUAUUUUAACACAUUUACAAUAAAGUAGUUAUGAAGGA
Marmota flaviventris (yellow-bellied marmot) is the source of this 3845-nucleotide messenger RNA. RefSeq names its product FAST kinase domains 1 (gene Fastkd1). Gene Ontology annotation, molecular function: RNA binding. Lineage: Eukaryota; Metazoa; Chordata; Mammalia; Rodentia; Sciuridae. Gene Ontology annotation, cellular component: ribonucleoprotein granule; mitochondrial matrix. Gene Ontology annotation, biological process: regulation of mitochondrial mRNA stability; mitochondrial RNA processing. The record is from RefSeq and is a predicted model, not a curated record.